GAAACACUCCAAGAGAUACCUAAAUUGUUAUCCUUAGAGAAAUCCAUCCAAUUCUAUAGUUUGUAGGGAAUUAAAAGUACUAUCGAAAAUGGAAAUAUCAUUACAAUAACAUCAUAAGAUUAAUAAGUAGUAAUUGUGUCGUAAAAUACCUUCUCCUAUCCCAAUAAAUAUUAAUUUACCAUUUAAGUUGAACAAUAUGAUACUAGUUAAAAUUAAUAAUUGCAAGUUGGAUUUGCUCAUCAUUCUAAAUUAAUGAAUUACAACUAUUUCUAUAGAUAGAAUUGUAGUGCCUAUUUCGGGUUGAGUAACACAGGUAGAAUCAAUUUCUCUGUUUAGAAACCAGAGGGAAAGAUCAUAGGAGAAUCUGUGAGAUUAGCCUUAAAAGAGAAAAGACCUGCUCAUAUUACAAUAUCAUUAGAUAUUUAGAAUAAAUAAUGUUUAUUACAAUAUGAAGACAUUAAGAUUGAAUACAGUAAAAAGAAGUGCUCAAAGUUGGGAUUUGGCGGAGAGACAGGUGCUGAAUAGUUCUUUUAGAAGAAUAAGAAAUUUGUAUUGUUUUUUAUUGGAAAUUUGGCAGAUAUGAAAUGUAAGGUGAUUUGA
Paramecium tetraurelia is the source of this 600-nucleotide messenger RNA. RefSeq lists its product as uncharacterized. The transcript has 2 exons. The annotation marks the transcript as partial. NCBI's taxonomy places the organism in Eukaryota, Ciliophora, Oligohymenophorea, Peniculida, Parameciidae. The record is from RefSeq and is a predicted model, not a curated record.